AUGUCGUCGAGUCGCCCCGCAGCCUUUAACACCCUGCGGAUGGGAGAAGUUAUUCGUGAGAAGGUUCAAGACGGCGUCACGGGCGAGACCAGGGAGAUACAAUACACCCAAUGCAAGAUCGUCGGUAACGGUUCCUUCGGCGUGGUCUUCCAGACCAAGCUAUCACCCUCAAACGAGGAUGCCGCGAUCAAGCGCGUCCUUCAAGAUAAGAGGUUCAAGAAUCGUGAACUGCAGAUUAUGCGAAUUGUGCGACAUCCGAACAUCGUACAACUCAAGGCCUUCUACUAUUCCAACGGCGAGCGCAAAGAUGAGGUGUACCUCAACCUGGUCCAGGAAUUCGUCCCCGAGACGGUCUACCGAGCGUCGAGAUUCUUCAACAAGAUGAAAACGACAAUGCCGAUCCUAGAGGUGAAGCUCUACAUCUACCAGCUCUUCAGGGCACUGGCCUACAUCCACUCGCAAGGAAUCUGCCACCGCGAUAUCAAGCCGCAGAACCUCCUGCUCGACCCGAGCACGGGAGUCCUCAAGCUCUGCGAUUUUGGGAGCGCCAAGAUCUUGGUGGAGAACGAGCCGAACGUGUCGUAUAUCUGCUCGCGGUACUACAGGGCACCCGAGCUGAUUUUCGGUGCGACCAACUACACAACGAAAAUUGAUGUGUGGUCGACAGGUUGUGUCAUGGCAGAGCUCAUGCUGGGACAACCCCUCUUCCCUGGAGAGUCGGGCAUUGACCAGCUCGUGGAGAUCAUCAAAGUCUUGGGCACACCCACACGGGAGCAGAUCCGGACCAUGAACCCGAACUACAUGGAGCACAAGUUCCCCCAAAUCAAGCCGCAUCCCUUCAACAAGGUUUUCCGCAAGGCGGAUGCCAAUGCUAUUGAUCUGAUCGCGAGGCUGCUCGAGUAUACGCCCACCGAGCGUUUGGGGGCUAUUGAUGCAAUGGUCCACCCAUUCUUUGACGAGCUGCGAGAUCCCAGCACCAAGCUCCCCGACUCGAGGCACCAGACCAAUCAGUUGAGAGAUCUGCCCUCGCUCUUUGAGUUCUCUCGUCAUGACGAUGAUGAUCACGACCGCCGAGGGCCGCGUCGCCGCUUCGAACCACCUCCCCAUGUCCGGGUUCGCAAGCAGCUUCUGUCCAUUGCGGAGAACCCGAUGCGCCCAUGGCACGAGGAGGUGCAGUCAAUUGCGAACCUCAUGACGGACAAUUACGACGAUGAGAUGCUUCGCGGAAACUUUGUUGACCUGAUCCUCCAGCUGUCCGUGGAACAGCCGCUGAAGACGCCGUUUCUCGCCGCCGUCAUCCUGGUCGCCAAUACCAACAAGGUCGAGAUUGUCGACCUGCUGCUGGCCAAACUGGCGGCUGCAAUUGAGAACAACAUCGCCGCGGGAGAGUGGCGGGACGUGAAGCUGUACUUGAAGCUACUGGCCUGUCUGCAGAGCCUCCUUGAGGGCGACGGUGUCUUUCCCAUCCUGGAGGACUUGUUCUCCCGCGCCGUUGACCUGCAGACGGCCAGCUCGGACGACACUAUCGGAACAGAACUCGUCAAGGUCAUCUUGCUGACGAUCCCCUACAUCAUGGCAGCUGCACCUGGUCAGUGGCAGCAGAAGACAGCAGACCUCAUGGAUAAGACAGAGAUCAUCGCCGGGGAACCCCACGCUCUACAGGCCCUGAUCGAUCCAUACCACCCCGAGGCUGGCGAGGAGAGCCCGACCGUGUCCAUGAGCAUGAUUGGACUACUCCAGAAACAGCUUCAAGGCGAGGCGAGCAGUGGCUGGGAGCUGACUUGCUUGCCGCGGCCAUGGAAGUUCCCCAUUGAGGACAUUGAGCAGCAGUCGAAGCUCGACGAAUGCGCCAAGCAUGCGCUCCCGGCGAUCAAGAUCCCCGAGACAGUCGUGGCUGGGCCUCGACCCCUAUUCCCGGAGAUCUACUUCACCGUUUACGCGGACCAGGGUGUGGAGUCGGUGCCGCCGGCGACUAACAUCGCCGCGUCCUUGAUCAGGGAUGCCCUCCUGGACACCAUCAACAUCCUCCAUUACAACCGCAACGUCACUGCACGAAGUUUGAUCGAGGUUGACUGCUACUUCUCCCCGAAGACCUUCAUUGCUCGCGCCACGCCCUUUGACCGCCUACGGGAUGUAGAGCAGGGCAAAUCGACCUGGAAGCCCGAGGAUGUGGCCGUUGAUGCUGUCUUCUCCCAGCUGUUCCAACUGCCAAACCCCGAGCAUAAGCUGGUUUACUACCAUUCAGUCCUAACCGAGGCUUGCAAGCAGGCGCCUGCAGCAAUUGCGCCAAGCCUCGGCCGUGCAAUCCGCUAUCUGUACAAAAACGUCUACCGCCUCGACCUUGAACUAACAAAUCGCUUCAUCGACUGGUUCUCGCACCAUCUGAGCAACUUUGGCUUCACAUGGAAGUGGACCGAGUGGGUUGAUGAUGUGAACCUCCCAAACCUCCACCCGUCCAAGGCCUUCGUCCUGGGAGCCAUUGACAAGGAAAUUCGCCUCAGCUUCGCCCAGCGGAUCAAGAACACCCUUCCGGACCCAUAUAAACCCCUGAUUGGAGCCGACAUGGAGAAAGAUGUGCCAGACUUCAAGUUUGCCGACGACCAAACUCCAUUCGCUGCCGAAGGUCGCGAGAUCGCCAGUCUCCUCAAGAGCAAGGCGCCAGAGGACGAAAUCCAGUUGGUGAUUGAGCGGGUCCACGCCGCCGCACUGGAUCUCAACCUCGACCCGCUUGUCAGCAGCACCGACGUCUUCGUGACCGCAGUUCUCCACGUUGGUUCCAAGUCGCUCUCGCACGUGCUCGCCGCCAUCGAGCGCACCAAGGACCGCCUGCUUGACGUCGGCGCCGCCUCGGAGGCCGCGCGCACCCAGAUCAUCUCGGCCGUCAUGGCCUACUGGUCCGCCCAUCCGGGCGUGGCCAUCACCAUCGUUGAGAAGCUGCUCAACUACAGCAUCCUCUCGCCCGCGACCGUCAUCCAGUGGGCCCUCGUCCGCCAUGCCGGCGACUGGAGGGGCGACGUCCUCGGCCGCGCCCACAUCUACGAGCUGGUCUUCAGCACUGUCAUCAAGGUCACUGGCCGAGUCCGACAGCUUGUCUCCACCCAGCGCGCCGCCCCGGCCACAAAGCCCGCACAGGACGAGAAACAGGAUCUUCUCGACGCAGAGGAGGAAGAAAGGGCCACGCGCGAGAGGGAGGUCGAGGCCAUGAGGUGCCUGUUCCGCCUGAUCGAGGACUCCCUCGCGGGCUGGGCGUCGGGCAGCAAGGACGAGCUGAUCGAGGCGCCCACGGGCGGCGACGGGGACGGGAGCAGCGAGCACGACGGCCUCGUCAGGCGGUGGGGCCAGCGGUGGCUGCGCGUCUUCCGGCGCAGGGCCGCCAUCGAGGAGGCGUUCCUGCUCGAGGCCGCCCGGAAGGCGGCGGCGGCGGCGGCGGCGGGUAGGGCUGCGGUUGAGAAUGGGGGUUCGUAG
Messenger RNA from Phialemonium atrogriseum, 3465 nucleotides. RefSeq names its product protein kinase gsk3. Gene Ontology annotation, molecular function: protein serine/threonine/tyrosine kinase activity; protein serine/threonine kinase activity; ATP binding. NCBI's taxonomy places the organism in Eukaryota, Fungi, Ascomycota, Sordariomycetes, Cephalothecales, Cephalothecaceae. The transcript has 9 exons. The record is from RefSeq and is a predicted model, not a curated record. The coding region runs from base 1 to 3465 and encodes 1154 amino acids. Gene Ontology annotation, biological process: signal transduction; protein phosphorylation; RNA metabolic process. Gene Ontology annotation, cellular component: cytoplasm.